AUGAAGCUUUCAUCAGUUUUUUCCUCUUUAGCUUUGGCUGCAACUGCCUUGGCUGCAAAUGAUGUCAAGGAUACAACCUCUUUAGAAACCACCUUGGCUUCUACUACUUCCAUUAACGUUGCUUCCGGCUGCUCCUUCAAGAGCGCAUUCACUGCAACUGCACAAUCCGACUUGGACAGAUUGACCGGUUGUGAAGGUAUCCAAGGUGAUGUUAUCAUUACCGGUGACUUGGGUUCUGCUUCCAUUGCAAACGUUAAGGCAAUUUACGGUGACUUGCAAAUUUACAAUGCAACAAACUUACAAUCCUUUGCUGCUGAUUCUAUUGGUACCAUCACUGGUUCUUUAAAACUUCACGGUUUGACCGUCUUAUCUUCUCUUUCUUUUGGUUCUUUAAAUUCUGUUGGUGCGAUCAACUGGGUCACAUUACCAAACUUGGUUGAAACCGGUUUAUCCCAAGUUACUGAUUGUAACUCCAUCUUGAUUUCUGAUACUCAAUUGUCCGAUUUGAAGGGUAUCAAUCCAGUUAAUGUUGAAAUCUUCAAUGUUAACAACAACCUUAACUUGGCUUCUAUUUCUUCCAACAUUGAGACCGUUUCUAACGCUUUAACAGUUGCAUUCAAUGGUCAUGACACAGAAGUUGAAUUCAAUGAUUUACAAUGGGCUAAUAACUUGACUUUCUAUUCUGUUGCUUCUGUCUCUAUGGAAAAGAUUAACUAUGUUAAUAAGUCUGCAGGUUUCUUUGAAUCUUCUGUUGAAGAAUUGACCUUCCCAUUGAUUACUGGUAUUGGUGGUGAUUUGACCAUUGAAAACAACCAAGAUUUAACUCAUAUUGACUUCUCUAACGUCACUGCUAUUGGUGGUGGUUUUGUUAUUGUUAACAACACCGAAUUGGCAUCUAUUGAAAAUGUCGACUCUAUCAAGAGUGUCCAAGGUGCUGUGGUCUUAAAGGGUGACUUUGACAACUGUACCAUGUCUUCCUUAAGAACCGUUAGAGGUGCAUUUGAUUUGGAAACUACUGGUUACGCUGACUGUGAUCCUUUCAAGAAGUUGUCCAAGAAUGGUGGUAUUCAAGGUUCUUACAAAUGUAAGGCUAAGUCUAAGCCUGUUUCUUCCUCCUCUUCUUCUGAAUCUUCUACUAAGACUAAGACUGGCUCUGACUCUAAGACUACCUCCAGUGACAGUGAUUCCACUUCUACCUCUUCCAAUGCAGAUGUCUCUUCCAUCUCUACCACAUCUAAGGGUGCUGCAGCUUCUCUCCAAAAGGCUUCCGUCUUUGGUACUGUUGCAGCAGUUUUAUUAGCAUUAUUAUAG
This is a messenger RNA of Pichia kudriavzevii, 1311 nucleotides long. RefSeq lists its product as uncharacterized. Gene Ontology annotation, cellular component: fungal-type cell wall; plasma membrane. The record is from RefSeq and is a predicted model, not a curated record. Gene Ontology annotation, biological process: fungal-type cell wall organization. Lineage: Eukaryota; Fungi; Ascomycota; Pichiomycetes; Pichiales; Pichiaceae. The transcript has a single exon. The coding region runs from base 1 to 1311 and encodes 436 amino acids.